Molecule: messenger RNA, 381 nt
Organism: Ramularia collo-cygni
Lineage: Eukaryota; Fungi; Ascomycota; Dothideomycetes; Mycosphaerellales; Mycosphaerellaceae
Exons: 1
Coding region: 1-381 (126 amino acids)
Source: RefSeq, a predicted model, not a curated record
AUGUAUCAGGCUUGCGGGAGGCAAAUGGAUAUGCUUCGGGGCCUGAACAGCAUCACGCACAAGAUAUCUGUUCCCACAGCCAGCGAGCAGGUCGAUGAUCUGAGGCUUGACGAUCGGGUGAAGAACGCGCACGAUGAGCCUCAGAUGGAGAACGCGUCCAACGCCUUUCCCACCGUCUACAGCAUCAGGGUGAAUUCACCGGUCGCUGGAUCUUCAAAUCAGGAUGUAUCGAUGAACAACCGAGAAUGGGAUGUCCAUAGCGUAGAAUGCGCCGCGGCGGAACCUCUACAAGACACCACCACCGCUAAUACAACGCCACAGAGCUCCGAAACUACAGACCAGCAAGCCUUCGACAGAGACGAUGACAUCAACAUGUCUUAG